Messenger RNA from Xiphophorus hellerii (green swordtail), 2431 nucleotides. RefSeq names its product arginine vasopressin receptor 2b, tandem duplicate, 1 (gene avpr2b.1). Bases 108 to 1193 code for a protein of 361 amino acids. The transcript has 2 exons. Lineage: Eukaryota; Metazoa; Chordata; Actinopteri; Cyprinodontiformes; Poeciliidae. The record is from RefSeq and is a predicted model, not a curated record. Gene Ontology annotation, biological process: positive regulation of vasoconstriction; G protein-coupled receptor signaling pathway; cellular response to hormone stimulus. Gene Ontology annotation, molecular function: peptide binding; vasopressin receptor activity. Gene Ontology annotation, cellular component: plasma membrane.
UUUCAUUCCGCCUGCUUUGUGUUUGUAAUAUUCAAACGUCUCUCCACCUGCGUCGGCUGCGUAAUGGUGCGGGGCCCCUCUGGCCGGCGUUCGUCGGAGUGACCGGCAUGGCUUGGUCCAGCGCGAACACCAGCAACGCCAGUUCGGAGGCCGUCCCGGCCGGGGACGAGCCCCGCGACGAGCGGCUGGCUCGCCUGGAGAUAGCCCUGCUGUCCAUCAUCUUCGUCGCCGCGGGGCUCCUGAACUUCGGGCUCCUGCUGGCGCUGUGGAAGCGGCGGAAGCAGCUCUCCAGGAUGCGCGUCUUCGUCUUGCACCUGUGCGUCGCCGACCUGGUGGUCGCGUUCUUCCAAGUGUGCCCGCAGCUCAUGUGGGACAUCACUGACAGAUUCAUCGGCCCGGACAUCCUGUGUCGCCUGGUGAAGUACCUGCAGGUGGUCGGGAUGUUCGCCUCCACCUACAUGAUCGUGGUGAUGACCAUCGACCGCUACCAAGCCAUCUGCAACCCCAUGGUGACUUUCCAGCGGAAGAGGGCGCGCUGGAACGGCCCCGUCUGCGCCGCCUGGUGCGUCUCCUUCGUCGGCAGCCUCCCGCAGGUCUUCAUCUUCUCCCGGGUCGAGGUCGCUCCGGGGGUCUACGACUGCUGGGGUCAGUUCGUCGCGCCGUGGGGGCUGAGGGCCUACGUGACCUGGACCACUCUGGUGAUAUUCGUCCUGCCGAUUCUCAUCGUGAUCGUGUGCCAGGUGCGCAUCUGCCGCGCCGUGCACGCCAACAUCCACCUGAAGGCGCGCCACCACGCCGGGGCUGCGGGGGAGGCGGCGAGCAGGCCGCUGUCCUCCCGGGCGAGCUGCGUGGUGGGGCUGUCGAAGGCGCGGGUCAAGACGGUGAAGAUGACCGUGGUGAUCGUGCUGGCCUACGUCGUCUGCUGGACGCCGUUCUUCACCGUGCAGCUCUGGUCCGUCUGGGACGCCGAGGCGCCCACCCAGUCGGCCACCUUCACCAUCCUGAUGCUGCUGGCCAGCCUGAACAGCUGCGUGAACCCCUGCAUCUACCUGGUGUUCAGCGGGAAGCUGCCCGAGAGGCUGGUCGCCCUCAUGUGUGUGGACGAGGCCGACCUGAAGGAGUCCAUGCAGGAGGAGGCCACCAUGGUCAGCUCCCUGUACAUCAGCCUCAAAGGCCUUUCAGACUGCAGGUAGAACGCAGAGGGACAAUCCCCUGUUUUUGUUUUUUGUAUUUUGUUCACUUUAUGGUUGGCUUUUGCACGUCGAGGAGCGGGAACCAGGGGAAAUCUCCUGAUAAUCGUGAGGAUAUUUCAGCAGACGUCUCUCUUCCUCUACAAAUGAUCGAUGCUCAGCGUGAGUCGGGGAAGAGAACGGCUAAUGUUUGGAGCUGCACAGCCUUAGACUGAAAUGCUCAAACUGAGUGAGUCGGCGUCAGACAGGAAAACAGAAAAAGUUUCAAACUCAACUUCGUAGACGUGACAACUGAAGUGCGUCGCACAAAUAAGAAUGGAAUUGAUGCAUUUAUGCAUCGGCUGCCACAAGAAAAAGGAAAAAGAAAAUCUGUUAUUGACAGUUAAAUUCCUUUGCCACUCGAGUUUAUGUUUGCACGGUUCUUGACGCGUAUUUUAAAAGAUAAAAAUAAGCGUAAUGCAUUUAUUGGUAGAAAAUGUUGCGUUGAGCUUUCACUUUUUGUGUGUUUCAGUUGUGCUUUGUGCUUCAUUGGAAACGUAAACACGUCGAAGACGUCCGACUCGUGUUUUCACGAAUCUGUGAAUCAAGCGAAUCUGUGGAAAAGAUUUCUUUGUAGUAAAAAUUGUUGAGAAAUCUCAACAUUCCCGGUCAGUCUUUGUCAUCUGGGCAAAGACUGAUAGUAAAUUUCUACCAAAAAAAACUCAGAGGUUUUGAAAUGAAUCUCAGAAAAAUUCUAGAAGUUUCUGUGCUCCAAAAGUCAAAACAUUGUGAGAAAAUUCUCAGGAAUUUUGAGACUAAUCUUGGAAAUUGUCUUGAAAUUUCUGAGUUGGAAGUUGAAAAUGUUUUACUUUUAAAUCUCAGAAAAUUUAAUUUUUUUUCUAAACCCCACCUCCCCCCAAAAUAAACAAACAUCUUAGAUUAAUUUCAAAAUUUCAGAGGUUUUUGAUGGAAAUGCCCUUCUUCAUUUACACUGGCCCUAAUACUCAGUGGUAGCUUUUCUAUGUAGAUCUGAGCAGAGAGUAAAGAGAAUAACUUUAAAUGCUAACAAAACGUUGCAGUUUGAUCCAUCCCCUUUCAUGCUGUUGUCUGAUCAGCUGUUUGAAGAUGGGAAUCUCUGCACUGAGCCACAAAGUUUUCCCAGUAGCAUGAACACAAAGAAUUUGUAUUUUUAACACAAAACCAUAUCUGACUUAAGAGAUGAAUGAAAUCUUUGUAGCUUUUUUUUUUAGUAGACAAAAAAA